This is a messenger RNA of Vicugna pacos (alpaca), 2497 nucleotides long. Lineage: Eukaryota; Metazoa; Chordata; Mammalia; Artiodactyla; Camelidae. The record is from RefSeq and is a predicted model, not a curated record.
CCACAUCCGGUGCUGGAGAACAGACCCAGGGCUCACAUAAACUGGAUGCCUAGUGACCGACGAGGGCGGACACUCCUCCCAGUAGGCGUCCACUCCGGAGGAGAAGUGAGAUUGGAUGUUUGCUUGGGGAGCAGGACCGGAGGAGGAAGGCAGCCCGGAUGUUUGUGAGGACUGGUCUUGCAAGUUUGAUUGGUUCCAGGACCGCCCCGCAGGGAAGUAAAGACCCUCAGGCCUUGCUGUAUCACUUUGGGAAGCCCCUUUGCCCUUCCCUGGAUCUUUGUGAUGUGUUCACCUAGCAACAGCUUCUUUGAUGUGCAAACAUUCUACUGGUAAAUUGUGCAGAGCAGCCACUCAUAUUGGACAAUUCAGGUUUCUUCUGGGAAUUGACCUUGGAUUUGGAAUUUUCUCUUGUGCUUGAUAUGGUUCAGCGGGCAGCUCCUUCUGAGGUCUGGCUAAACUGUAAGGAUCUGAAGUUGAACCUGCCUGAAGACAUUGUUGAUGCUGGGCAGACCUCAGCAUCUCUUCCUGACCACUCUCUGCAAACUCCCCUUGGAAGCACCUCGGUUCACCAUUACUAGAUCUGUUGCAUACUUCUUUUAUCUCCAGCAUGUCAGGCCCUCUCCAGCUUUUAAACCACUCAAAUCCAGGAAGGCUUGCUACUGGCCAAAGCAAAGGGCCUCACAAGGCUAAGCCAUCAGGAGUCAGGCAUCUGUCAGCUUACACGUCUCAGAAGAAUAGCCCAGGGGCUUGUUUGGAUCCACCUCUUAAAGUGGUUCCCACCAGGAAUCCAGUCAUGUACAACAAAAAGGCAGCUGACCCAGUCCAUCCUGACCUUACUGGUUUGUUGGUGAAAAAUAAGAAUCUUUCAGCUGAGCUAAGAAAUCUUCAAAACAAACUUUUCUUAAAAGAAACUUCAUUACAAGAGAUGAAGAGUGAGCUAGAAAGUUACAAAGAAAAUAAUGUGCAACAGUCAUUCCGGAUAAUGUCCCUGAAAGAUGAUAUCAAGGACCUAGAGGAACUUAUUGCUUCUCUAACCAGAAUUAAGUCUUUGAAAAACACCAAUAUUCAGAAUCUUGAAAGAGGCAACUGGGAUCUAACUGAAAGAAUUCUAGAACUAGAAAACCUUCUAAGUAUGUUACACAGGGUACAUCUGGUUGAAAGAAAAAAGGCAGAGAGAAAACCAGACCAUUUGGAGAAAAAGUUAGCAGGUGCUAACAGAUUCACCCCUUGUAUGAAUAUGGAAGGACAAGAAGAUUCCUUCAGUAGUUUCAAAAUGAAGGAUAAGGAUGAAGGUAUCCUAGCCAAGAACUUGGAGAGAGACAUUUUUCACUCUGAAGGACCAAAACAUGGGCAGAAAAUUUGGGAUAAAUGUCAACAAGAUUUGAACCAUAAGGAAAAAAAAAUAUGCGAGUUAGACAAACCUCCAUAUUCAUUCAGCUGGGAAACUAAAACUGCACGAUCCCACUACCAGAAAUUCCUCAGUCGGUUGUCUACUCUUCCCAGCAACAGUGUUGAACCCAUACCAGCCAUGGAGGAAGCUGUGAAAGAGAGCAUUCAGGAAACUGGUGCUAAUGGGCAAUCUUGGAAGUCUAGAACUGAAGGCCUCCAGCAGGAAAUUCAGAUGCUCACUAAGCGACUGGAGAAGCUGUAUCCUAAAUGUGAAAAAACUGCUGGAGAAUCAUCCCAAACUGAUGAAAAGUAUAAAGAACAAAUAAGACCCUUGAAACGUCUGGAAGGAAAAACUGCUAUUAAUGACCUUUUUCAAGAGAGAUUAGACUUGGACAUGAACAAAGAAAACUCCAGGAUUAAGACCUCCCAGGUGGAUGAGCAUGAGAAGACAUUCAAGCAGCCUGAGAAAGACAAUAAGCAAGAAACAUUAUGGACUAUUCAGAAGAAUUUGCAGAUUGUUACAACUCAAAGAUUAGAGGAGAAAGUUCAGAAACUUCAGAAACAGCUCAGUGAUUUGAAAUUGUCAAAUGAAAAUAUGAAAACUCAACUGACAAGAGUAAAUGUGCUUAAAGACAAAACAAUUGAGAAGCUUAGGCAAUCUUUAAUAGAAGCUGAAGCAAUGAAAGGGAAGGCAGUUAUGGAAACAGACUUGAAAACUGCACUAGACUCUGCUAAGCAAGAGGCAAGAUGGAACAAAGAGAGGGCCCAUCCGAUGUUAGAAACCGUCACUCCUGAGCUCUGCACAACAAAGGGCACAGAAGAAGUACCGGGACAACAAGAGAAGCUUGCUGACUUUCGAGAAACUAUUAUGAAGAUGUUGGGAUUUAACGUGAAAACAGCAGACAAGAAAAUCAUCAAUCACCUAAGGCUUAUUAUACAAGUAUAUGAAGCAUCUAACAAACCAAAGAUUGCUUCUGAGUGUCAGACUGGGCAGGAUAAUGAAUAAAGAAGUUCUGUUAACAAGAACUCAGCAGAUAUGGACCUUUCCUCCAGCAUCUUGAAUAUGGUUACAUUAUGAAUAAAAUGCAUUGGAAACUUUUCACAUGAA